AUGGGGAAAGGACACGUAUUUUGUAAAAUUCAAAUGAAGGAUGAAAAAGGAACACAGUAUAAAAAUUUAGAAGAAUCUGAAGGAAAGAUUAAUGCACAAAGCGAAUACGAAAAGAUUAAGACACAAUAUAAUGAUAAAAAGGAAUACAUAGAAAAGGUGAAAAGAUUGAAAGAAAAUAAAUAUUUUGGAAAUAAAACGAUAGGAAACAGGUACAGUUAUGUAUACCUAAUUAAUCAAAUAUUUGGUUCUGGAAUUGUGUCUAUUCCAUAUAUGUUUAAAAGUUCAGGGUGGUUACCAUGUCUAAUUACAAAUAUUUUAAUAUGCUUAUUAACUAUAUUUAACACAUUAUUAUUUCUGAGAGCAAUGACUAUGAUACCAAAUAAUAUCCAUUUUAACAAGAGAUACGAGUAUAUAUCAACAGUGUGUUAUUUUUUAGGAAAGAAUAAUAUAUUCUUUUGGAUCAUGCAAAUAUGUUACUAUGCCAGUAUUUUAGCAAGUAAUAUAAUAUCAAUAGUUAUAGUGUCCCACGCAAUGGAUUAUAUAAUAAUAAAUUUUAUAGGAUACACAGUUGGAUUUACCGUGUACCCAAACUUUCAGUUAAAAUAUAUUAAGGAUAUAAAUGUAUUAUAUUAUGGUAGAAAUUAUGUGCUAUGUGUAACUGUAGGAUAUUUAAUAAAUGCUAUAAUAUCUAUAUAUUUUUCUCAAUCAAAUUUAGAAGACAAUAUGAAAAUACAGCUAUUAUCUUUCAUAUUUUUAAUGAGCACAAUAUUUCAAAUGAUUUUUUUAAGUAGUCUUAAAAUAUAUCGCUAUAAUGCUAGUAGGACAAUAAUAAAUAAAGAUAUAAGGAAAUAUGCAAAUAUAAAAUAUCCGACAGCUUUUGGAGAUUUUAAUUUUAAACAACUUUUAUCAUCCUACAUUUCUUCUUAUUCAGCAGUAACAGUUAUUCCUUGUUGGGCAAAUGAAAUGAAAUCAGAUGUAAAAAUAAUCAAAACUGUUUGGAUAUCUAACCUUUUUUGCUGUUUUGUUUAUUAUAUAUUUGGGUAUAUAUUAUGUACAGCUUAUCCUGAUAUUAAUAAUGAUAAUAUAUUAUAUGACAUACUACAAAAUCCAUUUAUAAAUGUCUACAUGAAAAUUUGUAUAUACCUUUUUGAUUUACUAACAAUUGCUCCUGGUAUAUAUGUAUAUUGUAUAGCAACAAGAUAUAAUCUAAUUAACAGCAAUAUAUGUUCAGAAAAAGCCGCUUUUAUUCUGGGAACCAUUUUCCCAUUUUUAAUUUCUUGGCUUUUCACCUCAAGAGCUAUUUUUGAAAAUAUUUUUACUUGGUCUAGUUUGAUUUUUUCAUAUGCAUGUAAUUUUAUUACACCACCUAUUAUAUAUCUUAUAGCAUGCAAAAAUAUUCCCUACUCAAAAAAAAAUCCACUUCACCACACCCUUGUCCUAUACGAUCCGAAGGAAUACAAAAUGAGGAAAUCCAUAUAUAACAUUUUUUAUUUAAAUGAUAUAAACAAUGAAAAAAACACAAUAAAUCAUACGUCUACAAAAUUCAAAAAUGAAGAACAAAACGGUGUUACCAUGCAACAUGGUGUACAAAACAAUUUAAAAAUACAUCCAUCUAAUCAUAUUCCUCUGAAGCAGUAUCCAAAGGAAACACCACUCUGUUUACCCACAUUAUCGCAUAAUAAAACACUGCAUACACAUUUUUUGAAUAACAAUGGUAACGACACUAAUAUAUACCAUAGUCGGCAAGGGGGGACUCAAGAGUUAAAUAACAGAAGUGUCCUUCCAAGUCAUGAAGAGGCUAGUAUUAAAAAUGGGAAAGAUAUAAAUGUUACCAUGGUUCAUUCUGAGGAUUACGAAAAAUGUAAAAUAACACAACCACUUGAAAAAUAUCAGAAAAAACUUCUCCUUUCGGAUGAAGAAAAACCAAUGGAGAAUCACCCCUUGGAUGAUUUCAUAAUUCCAGUAAAAGUAGAACCAGAAGAAAAUUCUCUUCAAAGGGAAGACCAAAUGAGGAAAAAGACGAAAAAAAAAAAGAGCGUCUCAUUAAGAAUAAAUCCUCGGCACGUGCGAAUUCAUAUUGAAGACGCAAGUGAAGCGGAAGCAGAAAUCCAUGGUUCAGAGUUAGACAGAAAGGACAGUUCAGGUGUAAAUAAAGGAGUAGACGAGGAAAUAAUUGGGGAGAUAAGAAUAGAUGACAUAACAUAUAAGAAUCAUAACAAAAAUUCUGACAUCUACCACAAAACGUUGGAAGAAAAUGAAAAGGUUUUAUCGAAAAAAAAUGUUGAAAAAAAGAAAAAAAAUUCAAGCGAAUAUCAUCGUGGAAGAAAGAAGGGCACAAAGUCACUAGAACUUCGCAAGUAUCAUUCUAUGUUUAGUACGAAGGGAAAUAAUAGCAACCUCAUAGAAAAACACAAAAAUAAUAGUAGUAUUAGAAGAUCAAGGAAGCACAAAACAGUUAUGGGGUUUGAAAAGAAAAAUAAAAAGUACAAAAAUAUUUUCAUUAAAAAUGAGCAUGAAGAAUUUUCUGAUUAUUCGGAUAUUACUGAUUAUGACCUUUUAAAUGAUAAAAUAAUAGCAGAUUUGUCAAGAGAUAUAUACAAUGAUAUCAAAAUAAUAAAAAGUAACUACGAAAGGGAUGAGUAUUUAAUAAAAUAUUCGGAUAUUUUCGACUCAUUUUUAAAUCUAAAAUUAUUGUUGGAAAAUAACACAGAUGAACAAAACGACUUUUAUGACAUCUGCAACACAUGCACUUUAUAUAAAUUAUCUAAUACUUAUAACUCUACUCAUGGCCACUCAUUGGGCAUUUUGAACACUUCAAGUGGAGAUAAUACAUCUUUCGGUCAUUUGGAUUCUUCUGCCCAAUCGUAUAACUAUGAUACGCAUAAGGAACAUGUGGAAACGUUAUCAUCUAAGGAUCUGCCAAUUCAAGAAUGGAAAUUUCCAAUUGUAGAGGAUGAUAAAAAAAAUGGUCCCAAUACUGGGGAAAAUGGCGAGAGCAAAAGUUGGAUAGAUGAUAAAACAUUUAAUGGAAAUAAAACAAGGGUAAAUAAUGGAAGUAAGGAAGAAGGUAAAAAAUCAAAUGAGUUACUCAACAGAAUUACAAAAAAAUUAACCAAAGUGAACAAACAACGAAUUAGAAGCAGUGUACCUAAUGGGGAAAAUCAAAAUAAGGACGAAAUGGAAGAAGCACAAAACGGGAUGUGCUUAAGUGAUAUAUAUGAAGACAAAUUAAGUGAUAAUAUAAAAAAUAAUUUCCAUAUGUUUAUUAAUAGAAUAAAUAAUAAGAAAAAUUUAACUUGGGCUUUCGAUGGAAAUAAAAAUGAAGAUGAACAUAACCUAUCACCAAAUAAUAACAAUCAUGUAAAUGUAUCAAAUGUAGAAAAUAUUUUUCAUUCAAAUGAAAAUAUAAAUUUAUCAUUUAGAAAAUCCAAAACUGAUAUUUUUUCUUAUUCUAUGAAUUCUUGUAAAAAUAUAGAUAACCACAAUGAUUAUGUGGACGAAAUAAAUGGUAUGGCCCUUUUAAGUAAAUUACAUUCUUGUAGGAAUUGCCCAAUCAAAGAUAGAAAAAGUGAGGGUGAUUUGAUUAACUUGUUGCAGACUAAAAGUGUUGAUAACUUGGAUAAAUACAAGUUUUCAUCUUCACUGCGUAAAGAAAAAGAACCUGUGCACUUUUCACAGCAGAAGGAUUUUGAUAUAAUGGGAGAAAAUGAUAAACAUGAAAAAAAAUCAAUUGAAGACACUAUGAAUAGUUUUGAAGAAAAUUACCAUACAUAUAAUUACGAAAAGGGAAACGAUAUCCAUUUAGGUACUUUAAACAACACUGAAGUGGGUGUUACAACACACUGUAGCUACAUAAACAAGUAUGAAACAUUCCCCCUUGCAGAUCAAACUCAAAAAAAGAAAUUUAAAAAAAAUGAAGAUCAACAAGCGGAUAUAAACAGGAAUAAUGAUCAAUCAAAGGACAGAUUUUUAUACUUCUUGAAUUCGUAUAAUAGAAAAAAAAAAAUGUAUAAAGAUGUGAAUACACUAACAGUACCAGAUAAUGUAUAUAAUGUGAUUCCCAAAAUUAAUAAAGGAAAUGAACAAGAUAAUUUCGAUGAUACUAUAAACAAUAUAUUCAAUUAUUACAAGUAUAAUUUCUUACUAUCUUUCAGUGAAAAAAAUAAUAAUGUUAACAGAUAUAAAAAUAUUAGAAAUUCUUACUGGACAUGUAGCUAUGUAAAUAAAGAAAGAGAAAACAACAGUGAAAAUAUAGGGAGUACACAAAACUGUCAAGGGUAUCAUUUAAAUUUAUUCCAUUCCUCAAAUGAGGACGUUAUCUCUUACAAUGAUAACAAAUCAGGGCAAACUACAUCAAAAAAAAUGAUUUCAUUUCCCAACUUAAAGUGUAAUUAUGUAAAUAAAUUUCAGAAUGAUGAGAAAAAGGAACCAUUACUUAUGAGUCAUGAAAAGGAAAACCAAUGUGACGACUUACCAACAAUUAAUUUAAUUUGUCCUGAGAAACCUUUGCAUGGAUAUGAAGAUGCUUAUCAAAUAGAUGACUAUGUGAAUGGUGAAAUUAAUGAAAACAUAAUUCAUGUAUACCCUUCUAGGUAUCUAAGAAUUAAGCACGCAAAAAUAACAGAGGUACUUUUAUUCAUUGCAGUACUAGUGUUGCUUAUUUCUGUUUUAUAUGAUUUUACAUAUUAA
Molecule: messenger RNA, 4689 nt
Organism: Plasmodium gonderi
Lineage: Eukaryota; Apicomplexa; Aconoidasida; Haemosporida; Plasmodiidae
Product: amino acid transporter
Exons: 1
Coding region: 1-4689 (1562 amino acids)
Source: RefSeq, a predicted model, not a curated record